Aspergillus steynii IBT 23096 is the source of this 1158-nucleotide messenger RNA. RefSeq lists its product as uncharacterized. The record is from RefSeq and is a predicted model, not a curated record. The transcript is spliced from 6 exons. Lineage: Eukaryota; Fungi; Ascomycota; Eurotiomycetes; Eurotiales; Aspergillaceae. Bases 1 to 1158 code for a protein of 385 amino acids.
AUGGCGGGGUCUACUGCAAAUGACGAAAAGCAAGGGCCGGGGAAGGGUUCUGAGAUGAUGGCCGUGAUGUGGGCGCUUACUGGAGUCACGACAUUUAUUGUCGUCGCUCGACUUUUCAUACGACAAAAGGUGUUGCGGGUUUUAGGGUUGGACGACUGGCUAAUUGCGAUUUCGAUGGUCCUGGGAUUGAUAUUUGUGGGAACCGCCACGGCAUCUGCAGCGUACGGCUAUGGUGAACACACAGCGAAAUUGGAUAUAGCAGAUGCCGAAAAGGGACUCUUUUACAACAGCGUAUCAUUUAUCUUCGGUAUCCUGUCCUUCGCGCUACCCAAGCUUGCCGUAGCAGCUUUAUUGAAUCGUCUCCUCAAUCCGAGCCUGAUCCACCGCAUCAUCACAUGGGGCCUGGCGAGUUUCGUCGGCGCAGUUGCCAUCGUCAACAUUAUCAUCUACGUGACCAUGUGCGACCCUCCACAAGCCCUAUGGAAAAUCAGUAUGGUCAUGAAUGGGGAGGCGACAUGUCGCGAUAUCUGGAUUCUCAUCCAUUAUGCUACUUUCAACGGAGCAAUAUCCGCAUUUGUCGAUCUCUACCUAGCCAUCUAUCCCAGCACUGUGUUGUUCAAACUACAGAUGUCAUUGCGCAAGAAGAUCGCACUGAGCGCAGCAAUGGGCUUGGGCGCAGUUGCAGCUGCUUGCGCCAUUGUUAAAUGCGCUCAAAUCAAAGGCCUAGCAGACAAGACCGAUCCCACCUAUGGAACCGUCCCCCUCGUCAUCUGGACGAACGUCGAAGCCAACGUCGUCGUCAUCGCCUCCUGCAUCCCCACCCUGCAACCUCUCCUCGAACUCAUCCUCGGCAAGCGCAAACUCACCUCCGGCGGCAAAAGCAACUCCCGACACAAAUACUACCAACAAAGCAGCCAGCAAGGCCACGACCCCAGCCAGAGCCAUCGCAGCCGGCGCUCCCACGCCCUCCAUAAACAGGACUACACGCUCACCACGGACGUCGAGAGCCGCGAGAGUAUCCUGCGCGAGAAUAGACUUGAUAAUGCCGUCGACACCGCCGGGCCGUUGCAUAUUCAUCGGACGGAUGAUGUUCAUAUUGAGUAUGAGAUGCAGACGCAGGCGCCGCCGGAGCCGACGCAGAAGAGGAGCUUUUCAUAA